Messenger RNA from Micromonas commoda, 1754 nucleotides. RefSeq lists its product with no specific name. The transcript has a single exon. Gene Ontology annotation, biological process: fatty acid biosynthetic process. Bases 1 to 1704 code for a protein of 567 amino acids. Gene Ontology annotation, molecular function: 3-oxoacyl-[acyl-carrier-protein] synthase activity. The record is from RefSeq and is a predicted model, not a curated record. Lineage: Eukaryota; Viridiplantae; Chlorophyta; Mamiellophyceae; Mamiellales; Mamiellaceae.
AUGGCGCUCGGGGCGCGCGCGACGAGCGCGUCUCGCGUCGUCGGCGACGCGGCGCGCGCCGUGGCGGAUCACUCGUCGUUCAUCCUCGCGCCCUCGCGGUGCCGCGGGUGCACCGACGCCGGACACGCGUCUCGAAGGUUCGCCUCGUCGACCGCGUCGUCCUCAUCCUCAUCCUCAUCCUCAUCCUCGUCGCCGCCCCGUCGAGGAUGGGGCGACGACGACGACCGCGGGACGGCCCUCGGGUUCGACCAUCCCCCGCCCGUGCGCGCGCCCAGGCGCGUCGUCGUCACCGGCAUCGGUCUGGCGACGCCGCUCGGCGUGGGGACGUCGCUGGUGUGGGAGCGGCUGCUCGCGGGACGGUCGGGCAUCCGCGAACUCACCCCGGACGACAUCCCCGAGGGCGAGCGCGGGUACGAGCAGAUGCCGAUCCGCAUCGGCGCGCGCGUGCCCCGCGUCGGAGGACGCCGCGACGAACCGAACGCCGACGCCGACGCCGGCGCGUUCGACGCGACGAGGUGGUGCGGGGGCGACGUGUUCGGCGUCGCGUCGGCGUCGCAUUCGUCGCCCUCUCGAACCGACGCCGCGCGCCCCGCCGUCGGGGGAGGACCCAGGAUCGCGCCGUUCACCGGUCUCGCGCUCGCGGCGGCGCACGAGGCCCUUCAGGACGCGCGAUGGGACCCGUCCGCGACCGGCGCGACGCGUCCCGACCGGUGCGGCGUGUUCAUCGGCGCCGGGAUGGGCCACGUCCCGGACCUCACCAACGCGGGCGCUCUGCUCGAGCGGGGUAAGCUGCGACGCGUGUCGCCGUUCUUCGUGCCGAGGAUCCUGUGCAACAUGGCGGCGGGACACGUCAGCAUGGCGCACGGGUUCACGGGAAUGAACCACGCCGUCGCCACCGCGUGCGCCUCGGGGGCGCACGCGAUCGGCGACGCCUAUAGAGCCGUCGCUCGAGGCGACGUCGACCUCGUGCUCGCCGGCGGCGCCGAGUCAGCCAUCGACGCCGUGUCCUUCGCCGGUUUCGCCCGCGCCAGGGCGCUCGCGGACCCGGCCAAGUUCCCACCGAACCUCGCGGUCGAUCCCGCCGCCGUCUGCCGGCCGUUCGACGCUCGCAGGGGCGGGUUCGUCAUGGGCGAGGGCUCCGGCGUAUUGGUGCUCGAGAGUCUCGAGAGCGCGAUCGCGCGGGGCGUCGCGCCGUACGCGGAGGUUCGCGGGUACGGCUGCGCCGCGGACGCGCACCACAUCACGCAGCCGCCGAGGGACGGGGACGGCGCGGCGCUCGCGAUGUUAAACGCUUUGGCCGACGGAGGUAUCGAACCCGGGUGCGUGGGAUACGUCAACGCGCACGCCACCGGCACGACUACGGGCGACGCCGCCGAGGCCAAAGCGCUUAGUCGCGUCUUUGGGAAGGCGCUCGCGACGGGGACGACGCGGGUGUCGUCGACGAAGGGCGCGACGGGGCACCUGCUGGGCGCCGCGGGCGCGGUCGAGGCGGCGUUCGCGGUGCUUUCCAUUGCUUCCGGAGAUUGUCCGCCGACGCUCAACCUGGACGACCCGUGCGGGGAGUGCGUGCCGGACGGGGCGGAUUUCGUGGCGCGCGUCGCGGCGCGGGGAGCGCGUCCGCGCGCGGCGAUGAGCAACAGCUUCGGGUUCGGGGGGACCAACGCGUCGCUCGUCUUCGCCGCGCCGCCCAGACUUCGCGGGUGACGUUCGUAGGUUACGCUUUUAGUCGCACAAAUUAGAAGAGAGAGGAAAUC